UCUUGAGGUUGAGCGCGGCUUGUUUCAUAGCGCCAUAACGUCGUUUUAGUUCACUUCAGUUCACUGUGUUCACGGAUUAUUCCAACAGGUGGCUUAUUGUUUGAUUCGUUAUAAUUGCAAUAGUAGCAUGAUGCAAUGUUAAAAAUGAUUACAACGCAGUCACAUUCGUUAACAACCAUCCAGCCGUCCACACAACUUUGUCAAAAACAAAAUAGAUGAUGAAAAUCUAAAUCGUCAACUCAUGUUGCACAACGGUAAGCAAGCAAUGAUUACACAACGGGACCGUCUAAAUCCUCUAGCCUGGUACGAAACUCGUUGCGGGUGCGAGAGGCGGCGAUGAUCGGCGGCAGAAGGCUCCAGGACGAGGCCGCGCGACACGAAAAAGCCCCGCGUGCCACUGACAGGCGCAGAGCUGGCAGAUCAAGCGCGACUGCCGCUACCGCCCGGGUGGCACGCUGUGAUACAGCAGUACGUGGGCUGAAUAGGGGCCUGAACGCCACCGGAGCCCGCGAGUCAUUAGAGGUCCUGAAUACAGCGAGGCCGUCGCUGUGGGUGGCAAGGUCACUAACACCGCGCCAGCCCAGCGCUUGAACAGUCGCCGCCACUGAAUCCCGCACGACGAGCAUCGGUGGCGAUUCUGAGCCCAAAGUUUAUCACCCCUUGGGCCCUGUUUAGGUGACACGCUUCAGCCCUACCCCAGACGGAGAGACAGCACAGAAGAUGAGGGAAAACAUGAAGCUGGAUGAGAGUUAACGAACCUCGAGCGUAAGGCGAUGGCGAGUUCUUCACAAGCAGGAAAGAAUUGAGUUGCACUUUUUGACGACAUAAUAAGCAUCAUAAGCAGAACCGCCCGCACGGGGUUCCACCAACUGGUGCCGGAGAAAGCGGCUAAACCAGCGCAACGACGAGCUCCAGCAGACCCGUCGCCUGUGCGCAUGUAUGACAACAUGAUGUAUGGCGCUCUAGCCAGAGACAGCAGAACACCUGUGACGUCACAGCUCGGGCCGCACGUUUAGCGGCGCAGAUGCUGUUGCGCCCGGCCGUCGGGUCGGCGUGCUGGCCGGCGGAGGGCCCUGGCGACAGCCGCCACUCGCCGUCAGAGGCCCGGCCGGGGAGGUGGGGGCGGGCGCGUGCAUCCUGCUCCUAUCAGAGGUGUGAGCCGUGGUUGGAAACCCAGCGAGCACACUAUCACGGCUCCGUCAUGUUUCCAUCGCGCGCUCUUCUGCUGCUCCUGGCGGCCUGCUUCGUCACCUGCGAGCUCGACAUCACCAUCCUCCACAACAACGACAUUCACGCGCAUUUCGACCCGGUCAGCGCCACCACGGGAGAGUGUAAGGACUCUGGCCAGUGCUACGGCGGCAUAGGCAGGCUGGUCCACGCAGUCAACACCUACAAGCAGAACGUGCCGCACACUCUGAUGCUCUACGGUGGCGACAUCUUUCAAGGUCAUAAAUACUACACGAUGUUCAAGUGGCACGUGGCUGCGGACAUGAUCAACCGGGUGCAAUAUGAUGCCAUGGCUCUGGGCAACCACGAGUUUGACGACGGCCUGACCGGCCUGCUGCCUUACAUGGACAACGUGUCGCAUCCACUGGUGUGCACCAACAUCGACUUCGGACCUCACGCCUCUCCCAUCACGGCCCUGUGCCGCUCCAGCAUCAUCCGGCAAAUCGGCGACCAUAUGGUCGGCAUCAUGGGCUUCACCACCGUCGAAACGCCGGAGCUAGCGAGCGUCGCUCGCGGAAUUCGGUUUGUGGACGAGAUUGAAGCGCUGCAGGCAGAAGCUUUGCGGCUGCAGAAGCAGGGUGCCCAGAUCAUCAUAGCUGCCGGCCACUCUGGCUACAUCCGGGAGAAGGAGAUGGCGGAGAAAAUUGACGGCAUCGACGUCAUCGUCGGAGGGCACUCGCACUCCCUGCUCUACUCAGGCGAAGCCCCCCACGGCAACCCCGUGGAGGGCCCCUACCCGACGGUGGUGCUGCAGCCCUCUGGCCGUACCGUGCUGGUCGUGCAAGCGUACCAGUACGGCAAGUACCUGGGCGUGCUGAACGUGACGUUUGACGGUGACGGCGAAGUGCAGUCGUGGUCAGGCCAGCCGGUGGUCCUGGACGGGCCGGAGGACCAGGAGGCCAUGGAAGCCCUGCAAAAGUACAGGGACUUGCUUCACGCGGAGGAGGCCAAGGUGAUCGCUACCAGCCUGGUGCACCUGUCUGGGGACCGGGCCGACUGCAGACAGCAGGAGUGCAACAUCGGCAACCUCAUCACCGACGGCAUGCUUAGGGCUGUACUGCAGCCCUAUGAGAGCGGUUGGAGCAAAGUGACAGCGGCGAUAUGCCAGGGCGGCGGCAUUCGGCAGUCGAUCCGCAAGGGCAACGUCAGCGAAGCUCAGAUCAAGGCUGUGCAGCCUUUCGGCAACAUGCUGGACGUGCUGCUGGUGACAGGAGACACGCUCUGGAAGGCGUUCGAGCACUCCGCGUCCGCUCACGACGAGAUCAAGGGCGGCUUCCUACAGAUCUCCGGUCUGCGCGUGCUCUACGACCUCAGCAAGCCGUUGGGAUCACGUGUCCAGCGGCUGGAGAUCGCCUGCUCGCAGUGUUCGGUGCCGAAGCUGGAGCCGGUGCUACGCAGCCGGCAGUACCGCGUUGCUAUGCCAGGUUUCCUGGCCGGUGGAGGCGACGGCUACGACAUGUUUGACAAGGAGAAGCUCUAUCAUUUGCGCACCGGACUGACAGAUGUGGACGUCUUCGUCAAUCAAGUGAAGAGGAUGUCGCCUGUUAUCACUGGCGUUGAGGGACGCAUUUUCUUCGUGUGCGAUGGCAGUACCAGCUCCAUCUGGUGCUGACCUGAACUGCGCUGUGUGCUGUGCUGUAGAUGGAUGUGCCAGUUAUCGGAUCAGCCUUUGUGGUGGGAAUAUCAGGUAUGACUGUUUUAGCUGUGCGAAAAUCACGCAUCUUGACUAACUGGUGACCAACGUCUGUACUGAUUGCGCUAUUUUAUUCGAAAAGAAAUAAACGUGCCUGCAUGAA
Molecule: messenger RNA, 3023 nt
Organism: Pollicipes pollicipes
Lineage: Eukaryota; Metazoa; Arthropoda; Thecostraca; Pollicipedomorpha; Pollicipedidae
Product: 5'-nucleotidase
Exons: 9
Coding region: 1025-2839 (604 amino acids)
Biological process (GO): AMP catabolic process
Cellular component (GO): plasma membrane
Molecular function (GO): nucleotide binding; 5'-nucleotidase activity; metal ion binding
Source: RefSeq, a predicted model, not a curated record